Messenger RNA from Candida albicans SC5314, 1008 nucleotides. RefSeq lists its product as uncharacterized. The transcript has a single exon. NCBI's taxonomy places the organism in Eukaryota, Fungi, Ascomycota, Pichiomycetes, Serinales, Debaryomycetaceae. The record is from RefSeq and is a predicted model, not a curated record. Gene Ontology annotation, biological process: DNA-templated transcription. The coding region runs from base 1 to 1008 and encodes 335 amino acids. Gene Ontology annotation, molecular function: DNA binding; zinc ion binding.
AUGGAAAUUUUCAUUAAUAAAAUAUAUCCAUUUUUCCCCGUUAUUGAAAUAUCUGAUAAUAAAGAUUCAUUAAAUAAAUUUCCUCCAUUAUUAUUAAAUGCAAUUUUUUUAGUAGCAUCAAGAUGUUUACCCCAGAAUGAUAAUAAAGAUAACAACAACAACAAUAACCAACCUAUAAGAGAACGAUGUCAAGAAUUAUUUGAAAGGUGUAAAUUAUUAGAACUUUGUGAAAAUAAUAAAAUUGCUUUAAUUCAAUCAUUUUUAUUAAUGUCAAUUCAUGAAGAAGGUAUAAAUGGAAGUUCAUUAUCAAAAGAAUAUAUCACUAGAGCUUGUAAUUUAUGUGGAGAUUUAGGUAUUACUACGUUAAGUGGUUCAAAUGGUACGGCGGUUCAAGAUACUCAACAUCGAGUUUAUAAAAAACUUUAUUAUGAUAAAUCAAUAUUAAUAAGAUUAUUUUGGAUUUCUUAUGCUUGUGAUAUAUUAAGUGCUUCUACUCAUGCAAGAGAAGUAUAUUAUAAUAUGAAUGAUGUAUUUAUUGAUGAUGUACCUAAAGAAUUCCCUGAAUUGAUCAAAUUUGUUGAAUUACUGACAUUACUUUAUCGUACUUUGGGUAGUCAUUAUCGACCUCAUAAAGGACGAAUCAUUGAUGAAAAAUUAUUUACCGAUAUACAAAAUUGGAAUUCUUUGGUUGAUCAUCCAUGGUUGAAAUUGUUAUAUUCAUAUAUUUGUAUGAUAAAUUUACGUUGUGAAGUAGAUCCAAUAACAUUAGAUCCACAAUUGAUAAAUUCAUUACAAAUUCAAUUUGAUAAUGUUGCCAAUAUUGAUCCAUUUUGGUUUAAAUUCCAUAUUGUUGGUGUACAUAGUUUAUUACAUGUAACUUCAUUAUUAAAUCUUCUUGGUAAUAAUGAUGAAAAUUUGGAUACUAAUAAUAAGAUCAAAACCCGGUUGGAAGAUUUGAAAGAAAUAUGGUGGCUUGCAGCUUCAGGUCUCAAAUUAUUUGGCAAAUAG